AUGUCGAGUUGGGAGACGACAGCCCUUCGGCUGCAGGGCAAUGCGACUGCCGACUCAACACCAAGCUCCUUGGACAAGAGUCUACCAUUACUACCAAAGAGAAAUGCCAAGGCUAGAAGAACUACAGGUGUGAAGGAGGUAUCUCCAGAAGAGAAAGGCUACAGGACAAAAGGAUGGACACCACUCUCGCUGUCGACACCGAUAUUGCUUGCCGUCAUCGCCCUUACGAUCCUUCUCGCCAUCGCCGUUGAGACACUAGCACAACGGAGUGCAACUCAGGGUGGACUAGCCCUCUCACCCACCCUCAACGAUAUUCCUGGAUAUGCUAAGUUCAGUUACCUUUAUGUGCCGACUAUAAUCGCCGUGUUGUACAGUAUGAUAUGGAGCUGGAUUGACUUGGAUGUCAAGAGGAUGCAGCCAUGGUUUGAGUUGUCCAAAAAAGGUGGUGCCACCGCCGAGAACUCGCUCUUUCUGGAUUAUCAAUACGAGUUCGUGGCAUUGGUUCCAUUUAAGGCGGCAAAACAAAAGCAUUGGCCGGUUUUCUUUGGAGGGACAGCCAUGGUCAUGGUUUUCUGGCUUCUCACGCCACUACAAAGUUCUCUGCUGGGAACGAAGGUGAUAAACCAGACUAAAGCAGCAAACAUAACGCACCGAUCCCAGCUUGUUCCAUUGAAUCAGCAGGUAGCCCUUUUGGAUCCCGAGGUUUUGAACAAUGGAUAUGCGGUUGGUUGGUUAGGUCAGCCAUAUCCACCCUUCACAACAUCCAAAUUUGCGCUUCUGCCUUUCUACCUUGAGAGUAAUACAGCUCCAGACAAGGUUCCCACUAACUGGACGGCUGAAACUACAAAGCUGACCACGGAACUGAGCUGCUGGCAGGCAGAUAUUCAACGAAACGAAUACGGUGCGACACUAGCUUACAACUUUCUCAAUGGCCAGGGAUGCAAUGCCACUGUCAAUAUGCGACGGGGAGUAAACUACACAAUGAAUUAUAUUGGAUAUUAUUCAAACGCCUAUGCGGACAUAUACCUUGGGAAUCCAGAUUGUCCACCAACCAGAAACUCGACGCAUCAGUUUCUAGCAACCUGGGCCAGGCAAACCGACUUGAACGGAAUUACCGAAACUAUUCCCAUGACUGAAAUUCCUCAUUUCAACGUUACUGCCAUUUUCUGUCAACCGACUUACUACAAGCAACGCGUUAUGGCAAGGGUCAAAUCGUCCAACCUCGAACCCGAUACCAAUUUUAUGCAUUCUAUCGGACCAAGAGAGAUCCUUACAGAUAAGGAAUUCAACUCAACGGCUUUCGAAUAUAUCUUAGCAAACGGCGUGUCAGAAAAGAUCAUCGUUCGUGACUAUCCUUUCUCUCGUGUUGUUGAACAGCAUCCAAGGCUUAACAAGACUGGACUCACAAAGCCUGUCUCGAAUAUGGUCGGUUAUGCACUUGCAGGAAGAGACAAUCCCGUCACAGACUAUUCAUCCAAGGAAAUGCUCGAGCAAGUGUACAACGAUGCCCACCAAUACUUGUUUUCUCUGGCCGUUCAUCAUUUACUUGUCAAUAGCACUAAGCUCAGUAACAAGACCGCCUCUGUUGAGUUCUUCCUUACGGGUGUGGUAGUAAGCAGAGUGUUCGCGACGUCGGUCGAGUGCCUGAUGCUCGUCAUCGCCAUAUUCACAGGCCUUGUUCUCUGGUUAUGUCGUACCUCUCCAUGCCAGCUUCCCAUGAACCCUUCGUCCAUUUCGAAAUACCUUGAGAUAUUUCGACAUAGUCCCGAAUGCCUUCAGGCUCUAUCAUCACUCGAUAGUGCCGAUGAAAAGACAUUGUUUGAAGAAUUUCGUCAAGACCAGCUCCGAUUAUACCACGACAAGCAUUCAAACUACACCAAGGUGUCGAUUGACAAGUUUAUUGGGGAUUCUUUCAGGCCUGAUCAUUGCGAUGCUGGCUUGCAGAAGGGAUAUUAUAAGCCUAUCAAACCACUGGCUCUUAGAAGGUGGAGUGGAUUGCUUUUUGUCCUUGUUUUAAUUGGCGCCAUGGUAGGGCUUUCUUACUUGAAGCACCAGGAGAAAGUCUUGAAAGGUUUGCAUCGCCCAUCUCAGAACUUUGAGGUAUUGCAACUCUUGGAAAACUAUAUUCCGACAAUCUUUGCGACGCUUAUCGAGCCAUUCUGGGUUCUCCUUAAUCGACUGCUUUGUGUUCUCCAGCCCUUUAGAGAUCUCUGGCAAGGCAAAGCAGAACCUUCACGAACUAUCUCUGCUUCCUAUACAUCAAUACCCCCACAGCUCGUUAUCUGGAGGGCUUUAAAGUCGAAGCACUUUGUCCUCGUGUUGGUAUGUGCAAUGGCACUACUUGCCAACCUUCUGGCAGUUGGUAUGGGUUCUCUUUUCAAUGAAGCGCCUAUGAUAGCAGAAUAUACCGAAACCCUGGUCCCAGCUUUCAUGGCCAAGUUCGAUAAUGACUCGGUCUUCAGCCUCGACGCGACUCUAAGUCGAGACGUGAUCACGACAAAUCAGUACUCUGAUCAUUACUAUGUUGCAAUGGCUAACUUCUCCUCUGGUACAACACUUCCCCCAUGGGUCUCGAAAGAUUACUACUUCCAGAGGCAUAUAUUCAGCAAGCCGAAAGAUUCAAAUUCAAGCGAUACUUUCAGUAUACCGGCUCGAGGAUUCGGUGCCAAAGCAAAUUGCACAGCGGUACCCACAAGACGAUUGACCAUAUUCAAAGAUCCUCGCCCAACAAGAGAUUUUAGCAAGGUGGAAGAACGCGACUGUGGUAAUGGUAUUGAUCUUCUCAGUCAAGACAUGCGAGAAAACACAUUCAAUCGCUCAUCCGGUGUAUCCGCCGAGGAGAAAAUAACAACAGUUGGGUACAAUUACGGGCCAAUCUCAUGUGCGCGAACCUUGAUAAUGGGUUGGGCUCGUACUCCUGAAGCCGAUACCAUCAAUGGAACUGUAGACGCCAGUUUCAUGACCUGCCGACCCAUAUUUGAAACAGCCAUGUUCAACCUUACUGUCGAUGCACUUGGACAUAUCCUAUCUUAUGAGAAAACGAGCGACUUGGAAACGACCUUGGACUACGAAGGCUGGGGACCACAAGUGGACUUUAUUUUUCAGAACAUCCAUAACCAAUGGAAUGACUUGGCAGCUCAAUGGCAUAACGAUUCCACGGCAAGAGACUGGAUGAACUUUUUCACAGUGCUUAUGACGGGAUCUCGGGAUGUCAUCGAUCCUAAUCGGCCACCUCCGGAUACGGAUAAGUUGAGACCUACUAUCGAAGAUAUAUACCGUCGGGUUUUUGCCAUAUUCCUGAGUCUAAAUGAACAGCUCUUUGAUUCCAGAGGUGAGAUGAAACCAUCCACUGUGGUUCGAAGGACACAGGAAACGAGGAUAUUCAUGGAAGAGGUCUCUUUCAUCAUGACUAUGACUGUUCUAGCGCUGAACGCAGUGGUUGCUGUUAUCUUUUACAGCAGGGCCGUUCCUUUUGUUUUACCUCGGCUACCAACAACGCUGGGUUCUGUUCUAGCAUACGUCGCACCAAGUCGACUUGCUGGACCUGCCUAUAAUGUUGCUACUCCCGGCAAUACAUCUCGGACAUUUAGUUUCGGAAGGUAUAUCGGAAGAGAUGGGGACGUCCAUAUUGGAAUUGAAAUGGAUCCUCAUGUUGUGCCUGUCGAUCCGCUCUCACUGGAGGUGCAAAAGAGCUUUCUAUGGCGCAUGUUCAGGAGAAGGCCACAGCCAGAAACUCAGAUCAAAAGUGGUACAUGGCUCUAG
Molecule: messenger RNA, 3762 nt
Organism: Fusarium mangiferae
Lineage: Eukaryota; Fungi; Ascomycota; Sordariomycetes; Hypocreales; Nectriaceae
Exons: 3
Coding region: 1-3762 (1253 amino acids)
Source: RefSeq, a predicted model, not a curated record